AUGGUUGAAAACAACGAUAUCGAAUUAUCCGAAGCAGAGGCAGAACAAUACGACCGUCAAAUCCGCUUAUGGGGCUUGGAAUCUCAGAAAAGGCUACGUGCAUCGAAAGUUUUGAUCAUCGGGAUAGCGGGUCUUGGUGCUGAAAUUGCGAAGAAUGUUAUUCUAUCCGGUGUUAAAAGUGUGUGCUUGUUAGACAACGAGAAGUUGAAGGAAAUUGAUCUGUAUUCGCAGUUUUUGGCACCACCGGACAAAAUCGGUGAAAAUAGAGCAGAAGCAUCACUAACAAGAGCGAGGGCUUUGAACCCAAUGGUAGAGAUUACAUCGGAGACCAAGUCUGUUGAUGAUCUCCCUGACAGUUACUUCGCGGAGUAUGAUAUUGUUUGCGCUACGGGCUUGAAGCAAGAACAACUCGAGCGUAUAAACAAUGCUUGCCGCGACAGCAACAAGAAAUUCCUAUGUGGUGAUGUGUGGGGCAUGUAUGGGUACAUGUUUGCUGACCUCGUCGACCAUGAGUACUCUGAAGAAAUUGUUCAACACAAAGCUGUAAAACGUACUGCAGGUGAAACUGAGAAGAAUGCUCAGGAAACUGUCAGUAUCACUGUAAAACGGAGAGCAAUUUAUGUUCCACUCAAAAUGCGUUGUCUGUGGACUGGAUGA
Spodoptera littoralis (African cotton leafworm) is the source of this 657-nucleotide messenger RNA. The record is from the annotation of a GenBank genome assembly. NCBI's taxonomy places the organism in Eukaryota, Metazoa, Arthropoda, Insecta, Lepidoptera, Noctuidae.